Messenger RNA from Asparagus officinalis (garden asparagus), 330 nucleotides. Its product is annotated as protein SHI RELATED SEQUENCE 3-like. Bases 1 to 330 code for a protein of 109 amino acids. The record is from RefSeq and is a predicted model, not a curated record. Gene Ontology annotation, cellular component: nucleus. The transcript is spliced from 2 exons. Gene Ontology annotation, molecular function: DNA binding; DNA-binding transcription factor activity. NCBI's taxonomy places the organism in Eukaryota, Viridiplantae, Streptophyta, Magnoliopsida, Asparagales, Asparagaceae. Gene Ontology annotation, biological process: positive regulation of DNA-templated transcription.
AUGAUCGCCUUCUUCCUUUUUUUCUUUCCUUUUUUUUUCCUUCUGCUUUUUCAUCCGCCUAACUCCCACCACCUCUCCGACCCCAGCCUCAGCCACGGCGGGGGCCGACGGUCCUCCUCCUCCACCUCCUCCACCUACCAAGACUGCGGCAACCAAGCGAAGAAGGACUGUGCCCACCAGCGCUGCAGGACCUACUGCAAGAGACGCGCGGCUUCAGCUACCCACCACCUCUCCCCGGAGGUGAGCCUACCCGCGGUCUUUAGGUGCGUGAGGGUGAGCCAGGUGGACGAGGGGGGCCAGGAGGAGCUCGCUUAUCAAACCUUUCCGUGA